GCGAUACUUUCAGCGUUAUAAAUGCAGAACCAGCAGUACGGAGGCCCUCUUUCAUUCGGACUGGAGACACGAUGUCUCACCGAAAGUUCUCAGCUCCUCGUCACGGAUCUCUGGGCUUCCUGCCCCGGAAGAGAAGCAGUCGCCACCGCGGUAAAUGCAAGAGCUUCCCCAAAGAUGAUCCGAGCAAGCCCGUGCAUCUGACCGCCUUUCUAGGCUAUAAGGCCGGCAUGACCCACAUUGUUCGGGAGGUUGACAGACCGGGCUCAAAGGUGAACAAAAAGGAAGUUGUGGAGGCUGUUACCAUCGUGGAGACGCCUCCCAUGGUCGUGGUUGGAGUCACUGGCUACGUCAGCACCCCUCGUGGCCUCCGCUCCUUCAAGACCAUCUUUGCAGAGCACAUUAGUGAUGAGUGCAAGCGUCGCUUCUACAAGAACUGGUACAAGUCCAAGAAGAAGGCUUUCACCAAAUACUGCAAGAAGUGGCAGGAUGAAGAAGGCAAGAAGCAGCUGGAGAAAGACUUUGCCUCCAUGAAGAAGUACUGCCAGGUCAUCCGUGUCAUUGCCCACACACAGAUGCGUCUGCUGCCGCUGAAGCAGAAGAAGUCUCACCUGAUGGAGGUGCAGCUGAACGGGGGCACCAUCUCUGACAAAGUGGACUGGGCCCGUGAGAAGCUGGAGCAGGCCGUGCCCGUGAACACAGUUUUCACUCAGGACGAGAUGAUCGACGUCAUUGGUGUCACUAAGGGUCACGGAUACAAGGGUGUUACCAGCCGUUGGCACACGAAGAAGCUUCCCCGCAAAACCCAUCGUGGUCUGCGUAAAGUGGCCUGCAUUGGCGCCUGGCAUCCUGCCCGUGUGGCCUUCUCUGUGGCUCGCGCUGGUCAGAAGGGUUACCACCACCGCACAGAGAUCAACAAGAAGAUCUACAAGAUCGGCCAGGGUUACCACACCAAGGACGGGAAGGUUGUCAAGAACAACGCCUCCACUGAGUAUGAUCUGUCCAACAAGAGCAUCAACCCACUGGGUGGAUUUGUCCACUACGGACAAGUGGCCAAUGACUUUGUCAUGGUGAAGGGCUGUGUUGUGGGAACCAAGAAGAGGGUGCUGACUCUGCGCAAGUCUCUGCUGGUGCAGACCAGCCGUCGCGCGCUGGAGAAAAUCGACCUCAAGUUCAUCGACACGACCUCAAAGUUUGGUCACGGCCGCUUCCAGACCAUCGAGGAAAAGAAGGCCUUCAUGGGACCCCUCAAGAAGGAUCGCAUUGCCAAGGAAGAGACCGCCUGAGGCCCCUGACUUCAAACCACAUCUCUGCUGCGCUCUCUGUCAUCCAUGUUCAUCUGCAGAGUUGUUUAAUAAAAGAAAAACCGAGCA
Messenger RNA from Oryzias latipes (Japanese medaka), 1370 nucleotides. RefSeq names its product ribosomal protein L3 (gene rpl3). Gene Ontology annotation, cellular component: ribosome; cytosolic large ribosomal subunit. Gene Ontology annotation, molecular function: RNA binding; structural constituent of ribosome. The record is from RefSeq and is a predicted model, not a curated record. NCBI's taxonomy places the organism in Eukaryota, Metazoa, Chordata, Actinopteri, Beloniformes, Adrianichthyidae. Gene Ontology annotation, biological process: translation.